Molecule: messenger RNA, 2255 nt
Organism: Dicrocoelium dendriticum
Lineage: Eukaryota; Metazoa; Platyhelminthes; Trematoda; Plagiorchiida; Dicrocoeliidae
Source: the annotation of a GenBank genome assembly
GCGAACUGAAAUGUCUGUCACAGCUUCACAGUAUGCUCAAUUCAUACUAGAGAAGCAUUUCGGGCCUUCAGCUACAAUCGUCACACGUUUAAUGCGGAUCAAGGGUCCCGUGAUUCUGCUAGAAAUCCUAAGAGAUUGUUCUUUUCUCGGAGUUCCUAUUGUCGCACGUUGCCUUCGGUCAAUGUUACGACAUAUGGCGGUCAUCAUUAAGGAACAGAAUAUUAUCAGAUACGAGUUGAAUUAUCCAUGCAUUUUUUCCAUUCCAAGAUACCCAUAUUUUUGUCAACUUGUUUUGCAUUUCUAUGGGCCGAUUGCGGAGGAAAUUAUAUCGCUCAGUUUCAUCCUGGGCCGCACCACUGUUUUUGACUUGUUCAAACACUGCAUCUCUAGGCAUUCUUCCUCAAAUAGUGAAAUGGAACACCACAAAUACGUCGAUUUGCUAUGUGCCAGCUUCGAUACGCUCAUGCGAACUGGUGUUGCCCUAGUGUCAAAGCCAGGAUCUUCAACUACCACGGAAAAUAACAGAGCGGAUACUGGCACCGUUUUGUCAGGUGUCUGUGAGUGGCCGUUCUCCAAAGAGGCUUUCUCUGAGGAGGUGCACAGACUCGUUUCCGUUGGCUUCGAAAAUAUAUCGAAAAAUGCUGGCGAUGACGCACCCGAGUCGAAACGACGCCGAGUUUCGGCAGAUCUAGAUCCUUCUACCAAGGCUCCUUGGAACAUGGCGAUUAUGCCCCAUCUUCCUACUUUGGAAGCUAUGUGGCGAGAUCGUCUCAUUUUCAACCUUGCUGAAGAUCGUCUCGGAACGGCAUGCGCCGAUAUCUUGUCGCGUUUACUUUGUAUUGCGACAGCCGCCCGUCGAAAUACUGAAGUCAAUUCUCAUGAAUCUGGUGCAGUCUCUCGUAGCGAGCUGAUGCGCAGCUUGCGUGAUCAAACCAGCUACUUUGAUUCGCACAUAGCUCUGUUAAAGGAUGAUGAGGUCCCAUUCAUCGUUCAAGAGCCUGGACUUGGCGGCUACAUGUAUAAAUGUCCCUACCAAAGAGUAAUCAAGGAGCUCCUCAUCAAGCAUGCCGAGCACGUUGUGCAAGUACUUUUUCUCAGCAGUGGGCUUAGAAUUUUCCGGUUAUUGCUUUCAUCAGGCCCGCUCCAUUACGAAGAGAUCGAACGUCGCGUCUUGCUUCCCCAGAAGGAUUUCCGUCGCACGUUACCUAAGAUGAUCGCAGAAGGCUUCAUUUCCACUACGGAGCUUUCUCGAACUAAGGAGUACACUGCGGAGACCAUUUUUUGUCUUUAUUCCGUGAAUUUGCCUCGUAUUGCUCAUUUACUUGUUGAGCUAGCACAACAUACAGCUCUCCGUGUCGGUCUGCGAGGAAUUCAAGAAUUUGAUCAGAAGGAACGUCUCGUUGAGCAGCGCUACAGAGUGGAAACAUUGAUCAAAAGACACCAAUCGAAGUUAUGUGAACUGAAAGCCCAGUUAAAUGAAUUAGCUGAGGAUGAAUCGUUAACUAACCUGAUGAACCAGCAAAAGGAAAGUCUUGAUGCCCUCAAAUCAAGCGUGACUCCCGCAGAGCAGCAGCAGACGAAGUCUUUAGUGUCAAAGAUGGCCAAGUUGGUAAUCUGCGAGCACGAAGCACACACCACGUGGUUCGUUGCUGACCUGUAUCUUAGAUUGCAAGUUAACUCCGGAUAGUCAACGCACCACACAUCGUUACUCUAGGUACUUGGUGUACCCUCCAGUGUAUUCAGCUUGGUCACUUGGGAGUCCCACACAUUCAACCAGUUGUCUUUCACUGUUUUGUUCAUCUUCCGGGACUGCUUUGUUGCUUCAACAUGACUGUGUUUGGCCCUACCAGCCCGUGGACAGCCAUCGAAUCAAUUUUUCUACAAUGAUCUGCCCAAUUUAUCUACAGAUGUACAUUCCCGCAUUUUUAUGCCUACUUCUCAAGCACCAAGAUGAAAAUUCCCCUGUUUGACGCAUUUUUCACACUUAACGUCUCUGAAAGGUUUUCUAUGUUUAUAGUUGUGAGAGAAUGUUGACACAACGAGGUUCUGUUCACCCACUGAACGGUUGCAUGCGACUGUUCUCGUGAUUCCACUCAGUUUAUACUACCUACCCGGUUAUGCAUGCUCACGCACUAUAAAUAUCACCUCAGCUUUAGAUGACUCUUUCUGUGCUCCGUUUCUUACCACUUUUGUGGUACGCUUCUCAUUCCCACAUCGCUACCUCACUCCUAAUUUAAUAGGUAUGGAUCUCGUCA